Molecule: messenger RNA, 1461 nt
Organism: Microtus ochrogaster (prairie vole)
Lineage: Eukaryota; Metazoa; Chordata; Mammalia; Rodentia; Cricetidae
Gene: Ltc4s
Product: leukotriene C4 synthase
Biological process (GO): leukotriene biosynthetic process
Cellular component (GO): membrane; nuclear envelope; endoplasmic reticulum
Molecular function (GO): enzyme activator activity; glutathione transferase activity; leukotriene-C4 synthase activity
Source: RefSeq, a predicted model, not a curated record
CUAAACCCAGAAGGGUCAAGAACAAUGGAGGGAAGUGGCCGAGCUGUCACAGGCCUGGUUUCUACCUUCCCAGCCUGGCCAGGCUUCCUGCCUCUGUGGAUACAAUCAGGCCCCCACCCCUCCCCGCCUCUACUGAGAAGGGGUGGGGUGGGUACUGAGGUUCUUCCUCUCCUGGGCCAGUUCUAAGCAGCACACUGGCUGAUAAGAACCUUCCAGCUGACUCUGCCGGUGACUGGCACCAUGAAGGACGACGUGGCUCUUCUGGCUACUGUCACCCUCUUGGGAGUUCUGUUGCAAGCCUACUUCUCCCUGCAGGUGAUCUCUGCGCGCAGGGCUUUCCACGUGUCGCCGCCACUCACUUCUGGACCUCCCGAGUUCGAGCGCGUCUUCCGAGCCCAGGUGAACUGCAGCGAGUACUUCCCGCUGUUCCUCGCCACGCUCUGGGUCGCCGGCAUCUUUUUCCACGAAGGCGCCGCAGCCCUGUGCGGACUGUUCUACCUGUUUGCGCGCCUCCGCUACUUCCAGGGAUACGCGCGCUCGGCGCAGCUCAGGCUGGCUCCUCUGUACGCGAGCGCGCGCGCGCUCUGGCUGCUGGUGGCGAUGGCCGCGCUGGGUUUGCUGGUCCACUUCCUCCCCGGCACGCUACAGGCAGCGCUCUUCAGAAGACUUCAGGCCCUCCUGCAGAUGGCUUGAGGCGAAGGACCUCCGAGUCAGCGCUACCGGAGAAGAGCUUAGAGCAAAACGCAGGGGUGCCCGCUUCCGAAUCUCAGUUUCUAAUUAAAGCUCCCACGACUGUCCCGCCUACGUUCUCUGGGUCGCAGAAGGUUGCUUACCAAGGGCCCCAUCCCCCGACGUAGCCAGGCUUUGGGAGGCGGCAUAGGCUUGCUUGGAUUGGAGCUUCUCUCACUAUAUACGCUCCUCCAGACAGCACCUUGCCUGCUCCAUUACCUCUGCCUUGACAUUUAUUUCCAGAGAUAGCCACCCUUCACCCUCCUUUCUGUGCUUCCUCUCAGGCUGAACCUCAGCUGCUGGGAUCUUGUGUGCCUUGUUGUCCUCCACUCCCAGCCCCGACCUCACAACUAGAAUCAGUUGGUCUUUCCCCAAGUGAGAACUGGGGAACAGCCCUAGAUCUCCAACAUCAGAUGAGUGUAGGUGUUCACGGUCCCUGAGGAGGCCCACAUAGCAGUGAGCUUGACCAGGAAUGUAGUCAGCGAUACGUUCUCUGAAGUGGACCUCAGGGUGCUUGAGGAGGGCCGGACUUGAGGAAGGUUGCUGACAAAACAUCUCUAAAUGACUUUCUUAUCCUAGCUGGCCAGGGAAAAUGCUUCUCAAACAGGCCCGACAUCGUGUGCAAAGGCCCUGAGGUGGGUGGAGAUGGCCCAUUUAUUUUAGAGAAGACUAUAGUCUCUAAAUGAGCCAGAUGCUGUAGUUCCUGGUUAUAAUUCCAGUACUUAGGAAGCU